AAAAACAAAAAAAAAAAUACUAUUAUUAAUACAUUUGGAAAUUGCUCAAUCUAUCUUCUCUAUUUUCUUGAUCUCCCUCUCCCAAAUAAUCAAAGCUUAGCUUCCAAUUUUCUCGAAGAAAACGAAAAAAGGGAUAGCAAACUAACAUGUCGGGUGGAAUCGGGCCAUGCAGUGACAUACAUCUCCAGAAGGAGAAGGAGGAGCAGACGGCGGCGGUGACGGAAGUAGCAGGGAAGCCGGCGCGGCGGGGAUUUUUGAGCUUACGGCAGCUGAACGUGUUGGCGGUGAUGAUGGUGCUGUCGGCCAGCGGCAUGGUGAGCAUGGAAGAUUUGGGGUUUGUGGUGUUCUCAAUCAUCUACUUGUAUUUCAUCUCCAAGGCGGCGUUUCCGCAGACCACUCCGCCGUGGACUGGUUCCGUGUUUGGCCAAAAUAACCGGACCCUCCGCCUCUAUAUGUUGACUUCGGCGGUCAUCGGCUUGCUUCUCCCCGUAGCCUAUAUUUUUGAAGGUAUUGUUGAAGGGGACAAGGAGGGCAUUAAGGCAGCAGUUCCGCACUUGUUUCUAUUGGGCAGCCAGGUGUUCAUGGAAGGGGUGGCGUCCACAGAGCGGUUCUCAUUGCCGGUCCGGGUUUUCGUGCCGGUUUUCUACAACGCCAAGAGGAUUUUCACCCUGGCUGAGUGGCUGAGAAGUGAGAUAUCCAAGGAGAGUAGUGGGCGGAGGUUGUACGUUGGGAGAGGUCUGGCGGUUGCCAAUAUGGCGUUUUGGUGCUUUAACUUGUUUGGGUUCUUGGUGCCGGUUUACCUCCCUAAGGCCUUCAAGAUUUACUAUUCCAACCACAAGCAUAAUAAUUAAGGACUAAUUAUAUUAUUAUUACUAGUUGUCACUCAUUUGUUUUAUCCUAACCAAUGUUAUUUUGUUCU
Molecule: messenger RNA, 919 nt
Organism: Ipomoea nil (Japanese morning glory)
Lineage: Eukaryota; Viridiplantae; Streptophyta; Magnoliopsida; Solanales; Convolvulaceae
Exons: 2
Coding region: 147-851 (234 amino acids)
Source: RefSeq, a predicted model, not a curated record